Molecule: messenger RNA, 1114 nt
Organism: Clupea harengus (Atlantic herring)
Lineage: Eukaryota; Metazoa; Chordata; Actinopteri; Clupeiformes; Clupeidae
Gene: sumo2a
Product: small ubiquitin like modifier 2a
Molecular function (GO): protein binding
Source: RefSeq, a predicted model, not a curated record
AUUUGAAGUUUUACUAACUGGAUCUGCAAAGUAGGCCAUCUUACCUACUAUAUUAAUAGUGAAGUUUUUCUCCUGUUGUCAGAUGAAAAUGUUUCUUCGUUAAAAAUGUCAGACUAGGUAUGCUUGUUUAAGGUAUCUGUAAUGAACCCAUCUGGGUUUAAAACCUACGCAUUGUCUAGCUGCACCCAAGUCAUGCAACAAGGAUUUGAUUGGCAGAUAUCAGAGCAAUUCAGGUCUAUCGGUCGUCAGGCAGCAGGCACAGAAUAGUCAUGGCCGACGAGAAACCUAAGGAAGCCGUGAAAACAGAAAACAAUGAGCACAUCAACCUCAAGGUGGCUGGCCAAGACGGUUCCGUGGUGCAGUUCAAAAUUAAGAGGCAUACACCUCUUAGCAAACUCAUGAAGGCAUAUUGCGAGAGACAGGGCUUGACCAUAAGGCAAAUCAGGUUCCGGUUUGAUGGACAGCCCAUCAAUGAAACAGACACACCUGCACAGUUGGAAAUGGAGGAUGAAGAUACAAUUGAUGUAUUUCAGCAGCAAACAGGAGGUCUUAAGUAAGGCUUAGAGUCCUUCAUUAUCCCCUCUUCAUCCCUCCUCCCCAGCGAUGUGGCCCAUCUUCGUCCUGCCUGAUCCCUUCUUUUCGCCUCUCCACCCUGUCCUGCUGUCCCUGCGAUGCCAAAACCAUAUGGACUGACAUUCUCACAGUUACACAUGAAAACAGUUGUACAGUGUCUUUGUUUUUGUCUUUUAUUUUUAUACAUCAAAGAUAUCACAUUUUAUCAGAUUUUCACCUUAAAAGAACUGAAAUUUUUAACAGAACAAACAAAGGCUCAAGGCCCAACAUGUUAUGGUUUGCAUGGCAGUCUGUGGGCAGAACCAAGUGUUUUUGUAACAGCGAGGAAUAAUGGUAACUAGUGAAAGGACUGUUUAAGUUUUCUCACAAAAAAAUGGGGUUUUAUAUCUUUUUAUAUAUUGUAGUAGUAAUGUCUUGUAUUUUCUCUGAUUUGGUCACAUUUACAGUGUCGUGUGGAAUGUGUUGUCAAAUGAGUUCCUUGUUAGAAUAAAGUAAUUUUGUAAAACUGAUGUUUUCAUUAAACUUAAUUUGGUUGAAAAAA